Messenger RNA from Saccostrea echinata, 499 nucleotides. Its product is annotated as perlucin-like. The record is from RefSeq and is a predicted model, not a curated record. Gene Ontology annotation, molecular function: signaling receptor activity. The coding region runs from base 1 to 489 and encodes 162 amino acids. The transcript is spliced from 5 exons. Lineage: Eukaryota; Metazoa; Mollusca; Bivalvia; Ostreida; Ostreidae.
AUGGCCCCAACAAUUAUAACGAUACUUGGUUUGAGUGCAGUUGUCAUUGUCUCCUCUCAACCUCCUCCUUGUCCUCAUGGCUGGAUAAGCCGUGGGUCCUCCUGUUACGUGUUUAUCAGUGACACCCCAGAAGACUGGAUGACGGCAAUGUCAUAUUGCAAUGUCCUCCAUGCAAAGUUGGUGGAAAUUGAAUCAGUUACUGAGGACGAGUUCCUUCGCAUACAUUUAGCAGACAGCAAAGCCACAGGUGGAUACUGGAUUGGACUUUCUGACAUCCUGGUAGAAGGAGACUGGGUAUGGACAUCUACUCAGUCGAACCCAACGUACAGUAACUGGAAUCCCGGACAGCCAGACAAUGUACAUCAUCAUCAGGACUGUGCACAAUUGUAUGGACCGUAUGGAUUUCAUUGGGACGAUGGUUCAUGCAAUGAUGCUAACAAUUUUAUAUGCGAGAAAGCAAUAGACGAUGAAACUGAUGUCAUCGGUUGAAAUCAUGAUU